Molecule: messenger RNA, 9794 nt
Organism: Biomphalaria glabrata
Lineage: Eukaryota; Metazoa; Mollusca; Gastropoda; Planorbidae
Exons: 8
Coding region: 2824-4212 (462 amino acids)
Biological process (GO): proteolysis
Molecular function (GO): nucleic acid binding; aspartic-type endopeptidase activity; zinc ion binding
Source: RefSeq, a predicted model, not a curated record
UUGACGGCCUAGCAGGGACAGAAGAAGAACUAGCUGACCUGGUGAUGCGCAUUGACAAGACUGCCGCAGCAUAUGGCAUGCAAAUAAAUGCCGAAAAAACUCAAAUUAUGACCAAUAGCCAUCAGGGCUUUAAAAGAGGCAUCAGUAUUGGAGGUGAAAAGCUAACUAGUGUUAACAGCUUCAAAUACCUCGGAGCUAUUGUCUCAGAUGAGGGAACAAAACCCGAAUUAUUGGCCUGAAUAGCACAGUCCACAGCAGCCCUUUCAAAACUUAAAAUAAUAUGGAAAGAUAAGGGCUUAACCCUCAGCACCAAAAUCAGACUGAUGCGCUCUCUGGUCAUGGCCACAUUUUUAUAUGCUUGCGAGUCGUGGACGUUGAAUGCAGAGCUUGAGAGGAGGAUCCUAGCAAUGGAAUUGAGAUGCUACAGAAGGAUCCUAGGCAUCACAUUCAAAGACCGCAUCACAAACCAAGAAAUCAGAGACAGGGUUACUGUAGCGAUCGGAGCCCAUGACGACCUGCUAACUAUUGUGAAAAAAGACGAAAGCUUAAAACCUUUGGUCACAUUACAAGAUCUACGGGGCUCGCAAAGACCUUCCUUCAGGGAACAGUGCCAGGAAAAGAAGAAGAGGCCGACAGAAAAAGCGAUGGGAGGACAACAUUAAAGAAUGGACAGGCCUGCCAUUGAGAGAGGUUCUAAACAAGGCAAAAAAAGGGAGGAAUGGAGAAAGACGGUCGACAAAUCUUGCCUGGUGCCCCAACGGUCCAACAGACUAAGGGAUAGGUAAAGGUAAAGAUCUAUAUAAAUCUAAUUUACAUCUUUGUCCAAACCUAAUUAAAUUAACUAAUUUGGUAAUGUGCAUAGUGCAUAAUAUCAUUAUGGCUUCUAAACAAAAAACUGCUGUAAUUUGGAAGUUCAAAAUAUAUAGAGAUCUAUGUAGGCCUAUUAAAAAAAAAACAUAAUAAAAAGGCAAAAAAAAAAAAUACAUCAAAAAGAUAUUAUUUUUUUCUUUAUGUAAAUUUGAUGCUUUAAAAAAAACACAACAACAUGUAAAAUAGAAUAAAUGAGACUGCAUAGAGUUGAUAAAGUAAGCUUACACUGUUACACUAGAAACAAACAGAUAAGUUUAAAAGUCAGGCCACUGAUUUUAGAGAUUUAAUGUUAUUUAAUUAAGAGAAUUUAAAACAUAAAUGAAAAAAUUACAAUGAGACUAAUAAAGCUUAAACUGACCCCAUGGUACCAAACACAGGAUUUUUUUUUUAUAGUACUGGUAACUGAGGAAGGUUUAUUACAGGCAUGAGUUUGAUCUUUUUGAAACUAAUUCCUAAAAAAAAAUUUUUUCCUAGACAACUUCAAAACUACUUUGUCAACUAUCCAGAGAUUCAGGGGAAUGAAAUCUUAGACUAUUUAUAAUUAAGUAUUCAAAGCAAUGCUGUGGUCUGCACCUCCAAUGCUGCUGAAGAAAUAGAGAUUGCGAACAGUACAGAAGAAAACCAUGUUUAUGACUCAGUAAUAUAUACAGGAUAUUAGACCAUCCAGCCUGAAACUUCGGAGAGCCUAACUGAAAGCAUCCCAACCAGUAUUGCUGACCAAACUCCCAAGACUUCAGAGGGCCUAACUGUAACUAUUGCUGACCAAACUGAAACAGAUCCAGUUUAUAUUAAUAUGGCUUGCUGUGGUGAUUGUGUUUGUAUAGACCAUUGUGGACAACACUUUAUAGAACCUUGGUUGUAGGAUGGGAGGAUUUCUAUGUUUAUUUAUUUUAUUUAUUAUUAUUUCAUUGGUUGGCUAGGUGAAGUGGGGUGACGGCCCUUGAGUAUUAUUAUUGUUGUUGUUAGAGGCCAGAGCUGUGGAGCCUAGCCGUACGAUAUGAGUUAUAUGGAAGUCAGUUUAUAAUGAUGUACAUAUUCAGUUAGUUAACGUUUGAUGAUUUGUCUUCAGCCACUGAUACCCUGAUUUACUUUUAUUAAAGUUAUAUAUUUUAUUGUUAAUUAAUCUCUGGCGUCUCUUGAGUUAUUGAAAGAAGUAUUACUAGUACGUUCUGUGUCAAGUAUAAUCCCUGUAAGGAGUUCACAACAAUCACAACAAUGGUGGAGCAGCAAGUGUGUCAACAAGUUGACAGGUGAACUAUUUCAUCAUUAUAGUUGUUAUCUAUUAUCUUCUGGUCAGCAGUAAGCUCUACUGACUUCAAAUAUAGAGCUGGGAAAUCAAUUAAUUCAGGGACUAAAAGGCUUGUCGUAAAGUAUAAGAACAAACCUACGUCCAUAAAAUGGCCGAGAAAGUAUACGGUGACCUACUAAAACUUUAUGAAACGGGGAAGAGUCUUGGCUACCAAAGAGAAGAAUUGGACGAGUGGGUUGCUAAAAUCAUAAAACAGAAUGAGGAGAGAGAUGCUAGAAUGGAAGAGAGGAAAGAAAGAGAAGAAGAAAGGAAAGAAAAGGCGAAAAUAGAAGAACGGAAGAUGGCAAUGCAGGAAGAAGAGAUGAGAUUUAAAUGGAAACUAGAAGAGGACCAAGUAGCGGCCAAAAUAAAAAGAGACGACGAGGAAUCGAAGGCCAAAAUUGCCGCAAUCGAAAAAGAGAGUAAAGCAAAGGAUGAAGAGGAGCAGGAAAAUAGGAACACGAGGAAAAGAAAUACGCCCCAAACAAAGAGACAAAAAUUCGUGGAAGGCACGGAUAAGAUGGAUGCAUUUAUCAACAGAUUUGAAAUGCUGAUGAAACUUGAAAAGGAACCACAACACGAAUGGGCCAUAUAACUUCUCAGUUUGGUCGGAGGAAAGGCCCUCGAUGCACUACAAGUCCUAAGCGACGACGAGGUAGCAAACUAUGCCAUCCUCAAGAAAACAUUACUUGAUUUCUAUCAAUACAGCGAAGAUGAGAAGUGUGGAGACCGUUAUGGAACUGUGUCAAACUUAUGUAGCGGCACAUCCGGGCGAAAUACUACAAAAGGUUGAAAACAAUGAAGAAAUCGAAUUUGCCGCCGCAGCAGUCUCUACAACAGCACGAUUUACAAAGGAAGAAACAGCACAACAACUUAGUCCAACACAAAACAGAGAUAUACAAACAGAACGAAAUGAUUAUAGACUAAAUCAGUCACCGGCCCAGAGAAGUGAAGUGAGAUGCUACAACUGUGGGAGAAUGGGGCACAUAGCGAAGUAUUGUCGAGAUGCCCGGAGAACAGAAUACUACAAGAACGAUGUUGUAGCCCAUGUUGGAGGCUUGGCGGAUAGCCUUUCACCGUACGUAUGUCCAGCUAUAGCAAAUGGCUAUCAUACCCACGCUCUACGCGAUACUGGUGCCACCAAAUGUGUACUCUUAGCUAAACUUGUGAAACCUCACCAGUACACUAAGAGACAAUGCAAAGUACAAGGUUUCGGAGGGCAAAUAAAGAGCUACCCAACAGCUAUAGUACACAUUAAUUCUCCGUAUUUCAAUAAAAAGGUUGAAGCUAUAGUUGUUGAGAAUGGUCCAUUCGAAGUGGUGAUAGGGAAUGUACCAAAUAUAGAGACCCCCAGUGAGGCUCAGAUCGACAGAUGGAAACAAUUUUUUAAUUGGGAGCCAACACAAGAAGCUGAUGACAUCGACCAAUCAGCAACGACUGAAUGUCAAGGGCAACAACAAAUGAGACAAGCCUACAACCCUAAAGACGUAGAACACCGUUGUCCAACAAUUCCUUUAGAAACGAUACAACAAGUGGAAGACAGACAACAAAAACUAAAACCAGAACAAGAAAGUUAUGAUCAUGUUGGCAGUAACGAAAAUAAGGAAGAUUUAUUUGUGCACCAGACGGCCAUAGGUAAAAGCAACCCAAGAAAAUACCCUACAAGUGUUACAGAAGGCGAAAAAACGGAAUGUGACCUCGUCGAAGAGAAGAAACGAAAAGAAACAGCAAGCGUAACUGGUCCAGGUGGUUCUAAUGUGCAGGGCAGUAAAGAUUUUGCUGACCCAAGUAGCUCUAGGACGAGUGGGUGGUAUCUAUGGUACAGAGAAAAAGGCAAUGGAGGAAGGCGGCAGUAUCCAGAGGACCAAGGAGAAUUUCAGCCUCAAAGAUACCAAGGCUAUCAAGGACGUAGACCUUGUUACAGACACAACAGAUACUAUUGCAGCCCACCAGUCAACAGAUAUUAUGGUAACCGAGACAGAUGGGGAGGUCCAUGGAGACGAAGAGAAUUUGAUUGGCAGUGGUGGCGAAAUUCAAGGCUGACUCGCUUCUAAAAUGUGCAUGUAUCUUGAAGCUACACAUAUGUAGAGCUACUAGUAUAAUUUGGACUAAAAUUCUUCAAGGUCAAGGUCAAAUAGAGGGUUGCAGCCACACUGUGUGUGUGUGGAGGCUACUUCAGCUCCUGUGACUGGAAAAAAACAAAACAAAGUGAACAUACCUGUGGCAAAGUAUUAGGCAGAAUAUUUUACUAAGUGACCUUUGAUCUAGCGACCAGAAGGAAACAACUGUGUGUUAGUAUGAGACAAUGUGAAUCUGUCUGUACCAGUCACAAGUUUGCUGUGUAUAGAGACAUUGUUUUCCUUGACAACUGGCAGUACUUUAUCGUAUCACCUUUGAGUCACUCUUGAUUCAGACGAUGUGCAGCAAGUUUGAAAACAGCAACAGAGCAGAUUGUUAACACUUACCCCGCCCCCCCCCCAUACUGCAGAGCAUUGUCAACAUUUACCCCACUACAUGUAAUCUUCUUGGUCUGGGGAAAGAACGUUUGAGACCUGGGCGUAUGAGACUGUGUAUUUCUAGCUAACGCUUACAACACCAAUAGAUAGAGGCUAUCUACACUUGCCACUGUUAACAUCAACAUUACCAUCAGAGAAUACAUAAAUAAUCAAACAAGGUGACGUCUGACAGUACAAAUCCUUUGGUGAGGCAGCUUACCACCAUAACACCCUCAGAACAAGUGACCCCAUCUUGUAGAAUAGUGAGACCAUUACGCAACGACUUUCGUUAUCGAGCUUAGAGACCUUAGAAAGAACUAUCCAGAAUGAUGUUGAAGCUGUUGAAUUGUUCAAUGUACUUAGAGGCGACCUAACUAUAGACUAAAUGUCCUGUUUUAUAAUUAUUCUACUCUAAGGUUAAAUGUAAAGAAAUGAAUGUGCUAACUCUUUCUCGUAAAUUGCCACCAGUCCUAUCGACAACCCCGUUGAUUUAAAUGAGAAGUGUAGUACCGUGAUAUUUAGUCUGUUGGGAGUUGAAAUAUAGUUCCUCUUGUAUAAAUUCACAAGGCAGGGAAGCAAGCCUCCUAUUUGUAUCAUACUAGAAUACUUGAUGACCAGAUUUUGAUUUGAUUAAGUUAACAAUUUGAAUUGUUAAUUAAAUUUUUUCCUUCUUCUCCUAUAUUAGUUGUUUGUUAAUGUUGUAGAGAAUUUUGGUGAUAUUGUUACAAAGGUAUUUAUUUGGUAAAUGUAGAAAUGUAAACUAAAUAGAGAUGUUAACAUGUAAAAUUUUUUUUGUGAUUCUGUCAUUUUUCCAAUUCGGUUUUAAGUCCAAUGCCAUUAAUGGUAGUGUAGAUCUGUGUAAUUGUUUCCCAUUUCACUCUUUCUUUACGCUAUUAAUAAGUUAUAUUAAUAGCUUAUUUUGGUGAGGGGGGAAUGUGGUGAUUGUGUUUGUAUAGACCAUUGUGGACAACACUUUAUAGAACCUUGGUUGUAGGAUGUGAGGAUUUCUAUGUUUAUUUAUUUUAUUUAUUAUUAUUUCAUUGGUUGGCUAGGUGAAGUGGGGUGACGGCCCUUGAGUAUUAUUAUUGUUGUUGUUAGAGGCCAGAGCUGUGGAGCCUAGCCGUACGAUAUGAGUUAUAUGGAAGUCAGUUUAUAAUGAUGUACAUAUUCAGUUAGUUAACGUUUGAUGAUUUGUCUUCAGCCACUGAUACCCUGAUUUACUUUUAUUAAAGUUAUAUAUUUUAUUGUUAAUUAAUCUCUGGCGUCUCUUGAGUUAUUGAAAGAAGUAUUACUAGUACGUUCUGUGUCAAGUAUAAUCCCUGUAAGGAGUUCACAACAAUCACAACACUUGCCAAACUGUGAGUGAUUUAACAAUAUUUCUAGUCUUAUUUUAAGCUUAUCAUCAACAUGCUAUUUUAUUAUUUCUAUAUUUCAAGUUUUUUUAUUAUUAUUAAAAUGACUGUGUUUUUUUUAUUAGAAUGUUUGAGCUCUCUAUUUUUUUUGUUUGUUUGACAACACCAGAUCCAGCCCAAAUCUUCAGAGUGCCUUAUUGAAAGCAUCUAUAAAAUACCUACAAACAAUACUGUCCGAAUUUUCCAGCCCAAGACUUCAGAGAGUCAAACUGCAACUAUUAGUAGAACCUCUACCUGUGUUGCUGACCAAACUCUUAAUGAUUCCAAAUGCCCAACUGAAACUGAUCCAGUUUAUAUUAAUAUGGCUUGCCAAACUACUGUCAAUGAAAGGAAUAAAUGAAAACAUUUGAGCAGCCUUAAAUAUACUGAAAUUUUAUUCUACAAAAAUGUAACUUCCUUCAGAAUGAAAAAAACAAGUUUUGGGCAAUUAUACGGAAAAAAAAACAAGUUUGGGACAAUUUGAAAUAUGUCUGAUUCAGGUCUUUUUGAAUGAUUGUUGUGUUUUUUUAAUAUUAAAAUAUUUUUUUUGUGUGUUUUAGAUCUAUAUGUUAUAACUGUAAAAUUGAGUUGUUUAAUUUCAUAUGCAUAAGUCUUGUUAAGUUGUUCAGUAUUUCAUAGAGAUAUUUCCUUUUGAUACCAUCAUAAGCGAUUUAAGUUGAUGUACUAGUACAUUGUUUUCUUGACAUUUUUUUAGUUUGUAUUUAUGUUAUGAGUGCUGCUUUCAAUCUGUUAGUAUUACUUCUUCCAAAAUUCUUGAUAUUGGUUAGUCUUAUUGUGAAUUCAGGUUUUUUCCUCCAUUUUUAUUAGCUCUGUUGUAAUUUUGGUCCUCUCCUGGUGCUUCGUAAUUUUUUAUUUCUGAUGUUUAAAUUAGAGUUGGUGAGUUUAUAGUGUUUGUAGGUUUAUAGUGUUGGUGGCUGUUCAUAUUUUCCUUUGUCUCCAUCUUGUUUUAAUUAGGAAAUCCUCAACGUAUUCAGCCCAUUUGUCAAUGACCCUUCUGUUUUUUUUGUGACGAGGACACCAUUAUAGUUCUCAUACAUGUGUGAUUUUGUUUGAAAUUCAUUCUUGUUAUCCCUUAUUUUCAUGCCCAUUCCUCUCGCAUCAAGGUUCUCAAUGAGUGCUCUUUGUUUUUUUUUAUUGCCUCAUUUUUAUGCUUUCUGACUGAUUUUGUAACCCUUCGCCUUGCUUCUUUGUACUGCUUUCUGGUUUCUUUCUUUAGCAUUAUUUGUCUGUUCAAUAUGCCUGCAUUCUAUAUGUCAGACUCUCCUUUUCUUUUGCUCAAAUCCAACCAUGUCAUCUGCUUUACUUUUAAUAGCAUGUUGUUGUUUUUUUAUUGCUCAUUUGUUAUAAUUAGGAUUACCCACAGGCUACAUCUGUUGUUGUGCUUCAACAAUUUAUCUUUUGGUCUGUGAAUUCUAGUAUAUGCUUCAUUUAAUUGGAGUGGCCAGCUUUAAAUUCCUUCCCAUACACACUUCUGGCCUGUGAACUGUUCUCACGUAACAUUUUGACCCAAUAUCCCCCAUCCAAUUUCAAUACUCUUCUAAGAUAUUACUUUAAAUUAGAGCGGCUCACUUAUAUUGACUUUCCAUACACAAACACAUCCUUCUGGCCGUUUUUUUUUUUAACCACCACCCCAACACACAAAAUAAAAUAUCUAUAUCUGCAUUUUCUUUUUAAAACAUUUUACACACAUGAAAAAAAUUUUUGUCCUAGCUUUGAUAGAAAAAAAAAGAUUGUUUUCAUAUAAUGUCUACAAAAACAAGUUUGGUGCCACAUACUGCCAUUGAAAUUUACUUUCAAAAGUUGUUUUUUUUUAAAUGGUGAUUAAAACAGAAAGAAGUAUAAAAUUGUCUUUUUGUUAUAGCAACUUGAAGAUAAAAUUGGGAAUGAAACAUCAUUUUGGGAAGUUUUAAUUGCUGUAGUUUCCAUUUGUGAGCUGGCUUAGUUGUUCUAGAGCAGGGGUUCUCAACCUGUGGGUCGCGACCCCCUUGGGUGUCGCCUAAGACCAUCGAAAAUAUGGAUUGUUUUUGUCUAUUCAUCUUUUGCUGUGUGUGUGGGGGGGGGGGGGGGUCGCGGCCGAGUGGGGGAUUCUAAAAAGGGGUCACCAAGCUUAAAAGGUUGAGAACCGCUGUUCUAGAGACAAGUUAAGUAAUAACAAGUUAAAUUUGUAUUUUUUUUUAGUUCACCACAAUCGGGGUACCGUAACUAGUGAAUGGUGAGGGAAUCAGUAAGUGCCCUUAGAAUUAUAGUCUAGAUUGUAAUUGUCCUUUUCCAAUGCUGUUAGAUGUGUUAGGAAUUCUUAAGUUUCUGCAUCAAGUGGGUCUAUCAUGACAUUUUGAGUAUCAUAUUGCUGUGCUACUUUGGUUAUUGUAUAUUUUACUUUUACUCUUUGUCUAAAUUUAGCUUUGGCUACUAGAUGGUCUGCAUCUGUUUGUCUGAAACUUCUUACAUGAAAGACAUCAAAUCUACAUCUUUUACUUAUGAUUAUCCAUUUAUGAUCUAUUGGAUUUUGGUUUUUCCAUCAGGUGAGAUCCAUGUUGCUUUAUACAUUUUCUUAUGCUGGCAUUUAGUGCUACAGAUAGACAUUCCUUUUCCUGAGGCCCAACCCAGUAAUGUUAGAUCAUUAUUAUUUGCCUCUUCAUAAGUUUUCUUUGCCGAUUAUUGGUCUGAAGGCGAAUUCUUUUCCAAUUUUGGCAUUGAAAUCUCCUAGAACUAUUUUGAUGUCCUGCAGUGUUGCCUUGUCAUAAAUUCUUCUAGUCCAUCAUAGAAGGCUUAUUGUGUGAUCAAUGCUUUUUCCUUCAACGUUUAGGGCGUUUUAUUAUAGCCUAAACAUUUUUUUAAAAUUAACUUUAUAUUAUUCAUAUUUGUUUUAGCUUUCCCAACAAUAUUUUUUUUUAUAUGACUGUUGUUAACCCUGUGCACAACCAGCUGGGGGUGGCCUAUUAAGCUCUCUGGAUAGCUGCCUUUACUUUCAGUUAAGGUGCCAUAAUCUUUGUGGAUCCUUCCUUUUCAUACAGGCAGCAGGUUCGAUUUUGGUAUACCAUAAGUAUUUUAUUUCUUCGAUAUUUGCCAUAUCUGAAGAGCAUUCCCGUAUUUGCCACCUGAGUAAAAGUUUGAUGGGAGAUCAAAGACUCCAGAUGAGAAAAGUUCCAGCUUGAUUUAAUUGUGAUCCUUCAGUUGUGAAACUACGAUAUGGAAAUGAAUCCCUGUGCAAUGGCAAUGGUCGAAACUAAAUCUCCUCAGCAGUUUCCCUCUCUCCAAGCAACUGAUCUAGAUCCAAAGGAACAGCAAGUGUUGAUACAAGAUCAGUGGCCUCACAGGCUUUAUACUAUUGUCUUUCUACUUCUGCUGAUGAAUUUCAGAAUUAUGGCCCUUGAAGGCCUGAUUGUUAAUUUGUUUACCAACAUUGCAUUGCACUAGAUAAAAUUAUUUUAUAAGCUUUGGAAGCUGCCUGUUUUCUUCGUAUUCAACUUUUUGUUUUCACAUAUUAACUUCGAACAUUUACUUUUUAAAAAUGAAUGUAGCCAUGAUAUCUGGACAGUUAUUUUGUAGGGAUACUGUUUGAGUCACAGCUUUUCUGGAAUGUUACUUGCGAGUUGCAUAAUCAAACUAUCGAUGUGAGGAAAUAAAGUACUAAGGUUAUUACCUGCAUGUAAGGCUUGUUAUUUACCUAAAAUUAGGAUGAACUAUUUGUUAUGAACUAUUUGUUGUGAUUAAAAUUUUGAAACAGUU